Messenger RNA from Dendrobium catenatum, 2673 nucleotides. RefSeq lists its product as uncharacterized. The coding region runs from base 150 to 1880 and encodes 576 amino acids. The record is from RefSeq and is a predicted model, not a curated record. Lineage: Eukaryota; Viridiplantae; Streptophyta; Magnoliopsida; Asparagales; Orchidaceae. The transcript is spliced from 6 exons.
GCGCUGUAACUAACACUCACGCCAGUACGCCGGCAGGAAAGCCGGCUGAGAUGUAACACGCCGGAGCCUGAUCUUGGAGUGGAGCAUAGUGUUCCUUCGCCUCUUCUUCCUCUAUUCGCCGCUCCUUUUAGCCAGACAUCGUAUUAGCUAUGUCGGGUCCAGCUCGUGGUUAUGGGAAGGCGAUGGAAAGGUUCGCGUUUUCGAAUCCCAUGAUAAUUUCUCCCGGUGACAUGGAUGAAAUGAUUGAAAGUUCUGUUCCAAGAAACACAUUUACAUCUGCUGGUGCUGCUGAGCCAAUUGUAGAACCAUAUGAAGGUAUGAAGUUUGAAUCUGAAGAUGCUGCUAGAUCAUUCUAUUAUGAAUACGCAUCUCAAAUGGGCUUCAAGGUACGCGUCAGUUCUUUUGUUCGAUCAAAACGUGACAAAACCAUUAUCUCCCGACAGCUUGUAUGCUUUAGAGAGGGGUUCCGUUCAGCAAAAGAUGGAAAUAGUCAAGUUAGAACAAAGCGACCACGGAUGAUAACUAGGGUGGGUUGUAGAGCCAUGAUUAUGGUUAAGAAACAAAGCUCCGGAAAAUGGAUUAUCUCUAAAUGUGAAAAUAUUCAUAAUCAUUUACUUGGAACCCUGGGGAAGGUGGUUAUUCUUGAUUUUGAUCCGUACGGACGUGCAAAUGAAGCGCUCGAGAGUCAAACAUGGAGAGAAACAAAUGUGCAUAGGGAUGUAGCAAGUGAUCCCCAUGAAUUAGUUGUGGUUCCAUCAGAAAUGGAUCCUCAUCUUGAACCGCAUGAGGGUAUGGAAUUUGAAUCCGAGCAGGCAGCACAAACUUUCUACAAAGAAUAUGCCAGGCGUGCAGGUUUUAGAGCACGUAUCAGCACUUACUAUCGAUCAAAGCGUGAUAAUUCAAUAAUCUCUCGGUUGAUUGUAUGCUCAAAAGAAGGAUUUCGGUCAAAAAAGGAUGACAAUGCAGAAGAAAGACUGCGUCCAAGAGCAAUUACAAGGGUAGGAUGCAAAGCAAUGAUAAUGGUUAAAAAACGAGGUUCCAGAAAUUGGGUUGUCUCAAAACUAGUUAAACAACAUAACCAUUUAUUGAUAGCUAGACAUGUGGAAGAUGAUGACGGUUCUGAUGUUGAAGGUGAUGAAACUAUUGAAAGUGAGGAGGGCUUACCUUCACAAAGUGGAGAUGUAAUUGCUGAACCACAUGGAGGCAUGGAAUUUGAAUCCGAGGAAGGUGCAAGGCAAUUCUACAAUGCAUAUUCUAAACGCAUGGGCUUUAACAUGCGAGUUAGUACCUAUUAUCGCUCAAAGCGUGACAAAUCGAUCAUUUCUCGACUUUUUGUGUGCUCCAAGGAAGGAUUCCACCUGAAGAAGGAUACUAUCAGCGAAGGAAGUAGUAGAAGGUCUAAAGAAGCUACAAGAGUUGGUUGUAAAGCUAUGCUUUUGGUAAAGAAAAGCAAUUAUGGUAAAUGGGUUGUUUCCAAAUGUGAGAAUGAGCAUAAUCAUCCCUUAGGUUCUUUAAGGAAGAUGCACAAAUUGCGAAAGCGAAAACAUUUAUGUGGGACAUCUAAGAAGCACGAAGAUCAGCUUGAGAAUUACCAAAAUAGUUAUGAAUCUGCAACAUCACAGUACAACAUUCUUUGUCAUGAAGCCAGCAAAUAUGCAGAAUCUGGGGUUACGUCUACAGAUCUCUACAAUGUGGCAAUACAUACCCUGCAGCAAGCUGUGAAGAAGGUUUCAUCUAUUAAAAGCCUUGAAGUUUCAAAGUCUGGUACUGUUAUCAUUGGAGAUGAUGUGGACGAUACCAGCUACCAGGAUAGCCAUGUUGAAACUUCUGCUUCUUAUGACUUUGAAUCUGCAAGAAGAUUGAAUUUCUCAGAUCGUUAAGCAAACUUGAGCUUCAGGAGGCCAUUAUGUAGAAUGUACAAUGGGGUCAUGCAGCCUGUUGAUCAUAAUUGUUAGAGUUCUCCAUCUAAACAGGUAUGUUAUAAUUUUUGUGCAGCUUAUGAUGAAGGGAAGUUACUAUAGCAAGCAAACCGGGCUGUAAAUAUUUUUGCUUGAGGAGAUUAGUUGCCCACCCAUUUCAUAUGCAGAAUUACGAUGUCGAAGAGCUUCGUUUCAGCAACCUGAGUGUAUAUAUAAGACUUGAUACUAUGAAUCAAUUACCAGUACCUAUACUGGUAAUGGCAUGAUCUUCCACAGCGAGUUGCAGAAUUACGAUGUCCAAGAGCUUCGUUUCAGCAAUCUGAGUGUAUAUAUAAGACCUGAUACUCUGAAUCAAUCACCAGUACCUAUUCUGGUAAUGGCAUGAUCUUUCACAGCGAUGUACAUAGCAUAUUUUCCAUUGCGUGAGACUGAGGCUUCCUUUGGGACAGCUUCUUUGCUGAUUUCUAAAACAACUUUUUAGUACAAAAUCAAGAAAAUUUUGUACUAAAAAACAGUUUUGUAAAGUAACAAAAAAGCUGUCCCAAAUGAAAUUUGAAUCAUAUUACAAGGUAAUUUUGAUACUUUAUGUGGGCGUCUAAUUUAGCAACUAAAAUUUGCACAUGACCUCAACGGUGAUUUCGAAAGCAUUGUUGUUUACCUUUGAAAGUUCAACUUUCAAAUCUUCCAACGGACUUUACCAAGCUAAAGUUUACUGUAAUUUAGGGUUUAGUUCAAUGUGUCGUUUAUUUUCUUC